Silurus meridionalis is the source of this 3244-nucleotide messenger RNA. RefSeq lists its product as uncharacterized. The record is from RefSeq and is a predicted model, not a curated record. The coding region runs from base 91 to 879 and encodes 262 amino acids. Gene Ontology annotation, biological process: response to bacterium. The transcript is spliced from 10 exons. Lineage: Eukaryota; Metazoa; Chordata; Actinopteri; Siluriformes; Siluridae.
AAUAUCCGAUUCUGGGCUACGCUCAGUACAGACCACCGAUAGAAUAAAUACAAAUUCAAACCAGACAUCAAGUGCAUUCGAAUUCUAAAUAUGUUGAAGAUGAUUUCGUCUUGGAUUGUAGUUUUGACCUUCAGCACUGUGUAUACAGUAGAAGCUGGUAGACGAUUAUACAGGGAUACUGCACAAUUCCUCACAGAGACACCAGUUUAUCAGCCCCAUAAAGUGAUUCUUGUGGAUAUCGGAGACUCGGCUACUUUGCAGUGUUGUAUUUUCAAACAACAAACCGGCAUAGUAGCCUGGUUUAAGCAAACAAACAGUAAGAAAACUAAAAUCAUAGUCAAGUUCUUUAAAAAUGAUGGAGAAAUACUAGACACACGCACUGGGUCACAGGUGUCCCGAAUCCAAAUAGAAAGCUCUUCAAACUGCUUUAAUAUGACCAUUUUACACACGAUUCAGUCUGAUAAAGCCACAUACUACUGUGUACUACUGACCACAACCAAACCUGUGUUUAGUAACCGGACUUACUUGAAAAUAAAAGGUGAGAAGGUUACCACUGCCUCAGAAACUUCUAAACCACCUGUAAGUGAUAGUUCAUUAGUGUGUGAACCAACACCACAUGGAAACAUUGACACACAAAAGAAAACAGUGCUCGGUUUGGGAACGGCUUUGGGUUUCUGCACAUUUCUGUUUUCCUGUCUCAUUUAUUGCAUACUGAAGAGGUGGAAAUUGAACACUUCUAUGGAUAAUAGACCAGAAACGAUGCGGGUAUCUGAAGCUGAAACAUUGAAUUAUGCAGCUCUAAAAUUCACCAAAAGGAAAGCUGAUUCUUUAGAUGAAUGUGUGUAUUCGGAAGUCAAAUUAAAAGUGACCAAUAAAUGAUAAGUAGAACAUGCUACAAUUCUACUGCAAAAAAAAAAAAAAAAAAGGGAAAAUAUUUCAGCAAGUGAAUGAUAUUUUUAUUACAAUAUUGUGAUAAAACCUGGUGUAGAUAAGUAAAGUUUCUGUACAUGUUUAAAGCACCGAAUGUAUUUUUUGUCACAGUUUUUACUUUAGCCACCAGUAAAGUUGCAAAAACCUUUAUUCUAUGAUUACAGGAUUCAUGGUCUUAUGUGUGUGACUGCCAUUUUUGUUGACACAAUAAAAGGAAAGAUUUCGAAUUAUCUCAUAAAUACACACACGUGCAUGCAUGUUACUCAAAUACUGUAAUGUUAAAGCAGAAUUUGUGAAUUUGUGAAUAUAUUGUAAUGAGAAUUUUGCUAUUAAUUUGCUAUAGGUAAUACAAAUAAGAACAAUUUCAAGUCAUGGCAAAACAUGACUAUACAUAUUCACUCAACGUACUAAUUAUAUCAUCUGUUUUAUAUAAAUAUGUUGCAUUUUUAGCUUCUUUGAUCAUACUUUUCGAUCCGAUUUGUUUUUCUGCAACGUGUAUUAAUAUAGAAUUUCCAAUAAACAACAAUGAGGCAUGAAAAUGUGUGAACAUACAACAUUUGUGCAACAAUGGAAACAAAGCAAUAUGGGUUGUUACUGAGAUUUUUUUAUUUUAUUGAAUGAAAAAACAAUUAGAUGCUACUUUAGUGAAUAUAUGUGGGUGUGCUCAAUACAAAAGAAAGCAAAAGGAGAGGAAAAACUAUUCAUGUACUGUUCUGUUCCCUCAAAUUACUGCUGAUCGAAGAAUCUCAUAUGAAAAUGGUGCAUAUACAGUGAUGUAAUUAUUUUCUUAGAUCUGGAUUUCUAUUACAGUUUAGAUUUGUGCAAGGUGAAUUAUUUAAUAUAGAAUUUCCACUUGAGUAAAAUGAACGUUGUGUGAAUGUCAAACUAAACCACAUUUUGUCCCCUCUGUGCAACAAUGGAAACAAAGCAAUGUGGGUUGGUGUUGGAUUUUUUUUUCUUUUUAAUGAACCAAUCACGUGUUACACAUGGGAUCAUGUGGGCGUGCUCAAUCCAGAGCAUACUGUAUAUAAGAUUCAAAUCACGCUUCAAGUGCAUUUGUGUUGUGCUGAUAAUUAUGAUAGAAAAAUGCCUGGUUUCUGGAUAAUAAGUUUGACCUUCAGCACAAUGUAUGCAUUCCAAUCUGGUAGAUGCUGGGUUUCUGCACAAUCCCCAACAGAUCUAGAGGUUUAUCUGCCUUAUAAAGAGCUCAGUGUGGAUAUCUGUGACUCGGCUUAUCUGCGAUGUUGCAUUCUUCACACCAGAGGAGGAGAAAUCUUUUGGUUUAAGCAGGAAAACAGAAAAAUGCCCGUGUUUAUAGCCGGCCCGUUCGACCCUGCUGGAGAGACGUUUCACAAUGAUUUCCAAAAUCCACGUUUUCGGAUUAGAAAAGAAGAAACCUGCUUCAUUCUCACCAUUUUAAACACCACGCUGUCUGAUGAAGCCACGUACUUCUGUGCUCUCAUGCAUUCAGCUGGGACUCAAUUACAAAUACAAGGAACAUCGAAAGAAGCUGUGUGUGAUAAUUCUGAAGCAACACUGCAUGGAAACAGCACUUACAUGAACACAAAAGCGAGAACAGGUUUAAAUGUCAGUUUACAUAUAUUUUACAAUUUAUGAAUGAUCCUUAGUCAUAAUAUAUAAUUUUGUUCAUGUUUUUCAAACAGGAUCAGAAAUGGUUGGAUCUCUAAAUUGGACGGUGCUCAGUUUAGGAUCAGCGUUGGGUUUGUUUGCACUUCUGAUUUCUUGUCUCGUUUAUUUCUUACUGAGGAGAAGAAAAUGUGAAAAAUGUAAAUUGAAGACUUUAAUAGAAAACGCAGCAGAAUCGAGGCAGGAAUCUGAAGCUGAAACAAUGAAUUAUGCAGCAUUAAAAUUCUCCAAGACGAACACCAAAUCUGGAAAUAGAAAAUCCGGCUCAUUUGAUCAGAGUGUGUAUUCCAGUGUGUAUUUCAGUGAGAAAACUGUCAAAAAUAAAUGACACAUUUAUACAUAAAUUACACUACAAUACUAUCUCAAUGUUUAUGAGAUUAUAAUAGUAUAUAUUGUUAUAACAAAUUAUAUAUUACACCAACAAUUAUUUAUGUCAAUUUUAAAAUGGUUCUAGUUCUAGAAUUAUGUGGAAUUAUGUUAAUAGGAAAAACCUAAAUAAUCCUAAAACCUAAACGUAUUUUUCAAAUGGUUUACAGUAUGUAAUAACAUAUGCAAUUAAUUAUUAUCAAAUAAAUGUUGCUCAUAUUCAAGAUAUUUUAGCAAUGUACAGUAAAUAAAGCAACUCCAAUUGUUUUGUUGUUGUUGUUUUUAAUGCUUUUGUUUAUCA